Strongyloides ratti is the source of this 300-nucleotide messenger RNA. RefSeq lists its product as hypothetical. Lineage: Eukaryota; Metazoa; Nematoda; Chromadorea; Rhabditida; Strongyloididae. Bases 1 to 300 code for a protein of 99 amino acids. The record is from RefSeq and is a predicted model, not a curated record. The transcript has 2 exons.
AUGUUUCUAUCAUCUAAUGGAUGUUAUUUAAGAUGUAAUGGAUAUGUCCGUAGAAUUCCACCAUGUAGAUUGUUCAUUAGUCUAGAAAGAGAUCAAUUUUUAAUAAGAGCUAGCGGUGUGUUAAAUCCUCAAGUUAGACAUCAAUUAUAUUCUAUGCAAAGAAAUUAUCGACUACGUUCUAGUUUUAAGUCAAGAAUGAAUAGUUUUACUCAAGCGAACUUUGAUCAAACUACAGCAAAAAGAAUUUGUUAUAUAUAUAGAGUCGCUUGUAAAUAUCCAACAUACAUAAAAUUAUACUAA